CGCCACUAACGUACGAUCUUCGUUCGGUUUUUGAUGAAACUUCCAUUGCAACACCUGAUAUUGUUGUCGUCCUCACCCGUUCAAUCAGCAUUGUUGUAAGCCCGGGGCAUCUAGGCUGUAGCUUUGUGGUGGUAAACACAAUGGCGUCCACGAGCAGACGACGCGGACCCGCGGCAUACCCACCCUUUGAGCCUCUUCCUUAUUGGAAACAAGAGGACUUGAAGCGUUCACAUGCGGUUUGGCAGUGGGUGGUUAAAGGUCAGGAGUGGGGUGUGGUGGGGGGUGGAAACUUCCUCAUUCGUUCCCGCCUAUGCGACGAGUUGUUUCCCGGUUCACGAUCGAGGGCAGUGGAUCACUUCACGAAAACGAAGGCGCAUUGCCCUCGACGGACGACUGAGAUACUGUGGCGCUUGCAGCGCCACGGAGCACAACUUUGGGACGCUAUGUUGCGGAGGUUGGCCGCGGAGUAUGCAGAUGCGAUGGAGGAGGAGCUGGCCGUGGAGGAUCUGGUUGGACGUGGCACUGCUGCCCCUGCUGCCCCUGCUGAUGCGUCUGCCACGCAGACACGAACCGAUGGCGGAGAGGACGGGAGAGGUGCCGCAGGGCCAGAUGGUGGUCAACAAGACUGUCUUGCCAGAGACGCCGCGGAUGAUGUUCGUGAGCGUUUGCGAGCGCUCGUCGGUAUGGGGGAUGGAGGUGACGAGAGGGCGGCGAGAGGGACUCCUACUACAUCGACUGCCUCCACGCAGGUCGCACUCCAAGGAAGACAGACGACCUUGGAUCCGUUUUUGCGAAACAAGGUGCAGAAUGAUCUCCAUCGUUUGUUGGCACUUGCAAUGUACAGCGGCGGCAUGUCGUUCAACUGGCUACGGCUGAAGGAGACGCAAAAAUAUUGGGACUACAUUGUCACACUCCUGCGGCCAUCCGUCGUACCAGCGCCACGCCUGCUCUCGUACGAGGGAGUGAGGACGAGGAUGAUGGAUAUUAUAUACCAUGAGGUUGCAGCACUCAUCGCCCCCAAGAAGGCAAAGUGGAAGGACACCGGUUGCACCUUGAUGACUGAUGGUGCCACUGACCAGCGCAACAAGCCGAUAAUGAACUUCAUCGCAGUAGGCCAGUCAUGGCCAAUCCUUAUCCGCACCAUCGAUGUGUCGGCACGAGACAAGACAGGCCCGACACACGCAGCAGCUUACUUGUUGGAUCCUCGUCGACGUGACAUCUCUUUGUUGUCUGAUCGCAACUCACCCGUCAUGCAAAGUACACUUGAUCAUUUCUCUCGUAUGUUGGGUGGAGGUUGGGAGUCAAAGGCGCUGGGAGACUUGUGGGAGGAUUUAUGGACCUUCCACUGUGAUGAUCCUUGGUAUUGGCCGGUGGACGGUCCUCAUUGGUGGGACGAGGUUGUUGUUCGAGACGCUGCCAGCAAGACGAUGCACCCAGCAUUGUGGUGGCAGCUUCACGGUGGCGGUCACCCAAGGUUGCAGGCAAUAGCAAAGAAGGUGCUCGGCAUGUGGUCCACAGCGAGUCCUUGUGAACGCAAUUGGGCCACUCAUGAUUUCAUUCACACAAAGAGGCGCAACAACCUCUCCGCCACAAGUGUGGAGAAACUCGUGUUCAUUCAUUGGAACAUGCAGCUUCUCGGCGCUAGCAGGAGGCCUGAGAGUCGCUACAUCGACGUGUGGGCCGACAUAGUUAAGGAUCCCCCCGAGGAGGUGGACGAUGGAGAUGUCUUGCCUGUCGAUGCGGAUGAGGAGGAGUGGGAGGCAGCCGCUCGAGCAAACCGUCAUAAGGACGGACGUGAUCGCAUCACAUCUGCAUCUCGCUAUGUCGGCGAUCAUUAUGAGCCUGGCCCUUGGGCGGAUGCCGUGUGGAUGCAUCGUGAGAUGGCGGAGCACAUGCAGCAAGAGAGGGACAAAGGGAAGACCCUUGCCGAGGACCAACAUGAUGUCCUCGAUGACUGGGCGGGGCUAGACCCUCACGAGGACUUGGACGCAUACGUGGGCGGCAGUUUCCGCACAGUGAAGACCCUACGGGAGAGGGUGGGAGGUCAGACUGAUGUUGAGGGGUUGUUGGCCAGAGAGGAUGCUGAGCGCGACAGAAAUCGCUCCUAUGACGACGUUCAUGGAUCGACACCAGUGCGACAGGCGAGGGCGACAGGGUCCACACAAGGCUCCGCUUCUCAAACCCAUGAUCGUGCCGAGUCAUCUCAUCAAGGGGCAAGGGUGAUAGGCAACACCACAAUCGUAGAGGCGCAUGCCUGUGCAGGGACAACGUCCGACAGUGCCACUGACCAUGUGCGUCGAAGCGAGGGAUCUCAAAGUGCAGGUGCUCAACAUGGGUCGGAGCAGAGGGCGGAGCAGAGGACAGAGCAAAGGGUGCACCAGGCGAGCGACCAGAGUGUGGUCGACAGGCCGCAACAGAGGAUGGAGGACACCAACACGGUGGAGCAGGUGGCAGAGCAGGUCGCUGAUCAUCCGAGGGUGACACAAACUGUGGUGCAAACAGUGCAUCAAAGGGUGGACUGUGCCGUCGAUGACACAGUUCAAGAAAGGCGAGAGGAGGGUGCACAGUUUACUGUGGAGCCGAGGGUCGGGGAUGCCGUUACACCAACGGUGGAGCAGAGGGCCGAGCAGAGACUGGGAGACAGGGUGGAGGCAUUGUUGGAGCAGAGGACAGAGCAAAGGGCACACAUGUCUAGAGAUUGUAGAGUGGAGCAGAGGGCAAAGCAGAGGCUUGACGUCAGGGUGGACGUCUGUGUGGAUCAACGAUUGGGCCACGAGAGGGUGGUUGAAAGAGUGGGUGAGAGCGUGCUACAUGAUGUGGGUGGUGUGAUGGCGGAGGAGAGGACUAAGGAGAGGGGAAGGGUUAACCCGCAAGAGAGCGUUACACCGGAGACCACAUUGAGUCGAGGCUCUUUCUAUGGGAUUCCCCCGUUGCCCCCUCGUGGUGCACAAUCCUCUAUACGGGUUGAUGUUGGCGCACAUGUGGGGGAGCCACCACAGCGCCAGCGAGAAGGGGAGAUAGCCUCUAGUGGAGGCAGGGGCGCAUUGGACACCGUGUCCAGUCAUGAAAGGCAGGGUGGGAUACACAGCUCCAUCUUGACGAGUCAUGUGGAUACAGAGACUCCCGAUGUUUCUAAGCGGUUGCCUACUGGACGUGGCAUUGUCAGCGGUGUGUGCACAAGGUCUCAGGCAGGUGACGGAGAGAGACGAAAAGUCUCUUCUCGAGUUCUCGAUGACGAUCCUGACCACAAUGAUGAUGGCAGCACCUCGGAUGAGAUGUCCGGUAGUGACUAUGCUGAGGAGGCUCGUCUGAGGGGUGGAGAUUUUGGUGGAGAUGGGGAUGGCUCUCAUAAGAGUCAUAACACUGAGGAUGACGUGGAGUAGCGAGAUGUGCUUCAUUUUGUGUGUCGAUCAGCGUGUGCCUGUCUUUGUUCGAGGUGCAGUUUGCUUAAU
Chara braunii is the source of this 3452-nucleotide messenger RNA. NCBI's taxonomy places the organism in Eukaryota, Viridiplantae, Streptophyta, Charophyceae, Charales, Characeae. The record is from the annotation of a GenBank genome assembly.